CACAGAUAAGCCUCAAGUGCAUAUUCAGAUGACUUACCCUCUACAAGGCCUAACCCGGGAAGGGGAUGCGCUCGAGUUAACAUGCGAAGCCAUCGGGAAGCCCCAGCCGGUGAUGGUGACCUGGGUUAGAGUCGAUGAUGAAAUGCCUCAGCAUGCCGUCCUGUCCGGGCCCAACCUGUUCAUCAAUAACCUAAACAAAACAGAUAAUGGUACAUACCGCUGUGAAGCCUCUAACAUAGUGGGGAAAGCUCACUCGGAUUAUAUGCUGUAUGUUUACGAUCCCCCCACAACUAUCCCUCCUCCCACAACAACCACCACCACCACCAUCCUUACCAUCAUCACAGGUACGGUACCUUCAUUCCCACCGAAAAUGUCCUGAAUGUAUAUUGUCUUUCUGGUAUGGAUGCAAAGACACCGAGAAGUUCCCUUGAAAUCCUUG
Messenger RNA from Leptonychotes weddellii (Weddell seal), 439 nucleotides. Lineage: Eukaryota; Metazoa; Chordata; Mammalia; Carnivora; Phocidae. The record is from RefSeq and is a predicted model, not a curated record.